Messenger RNA from Eublepharis macularius, 2212 nucleotides. RefSeq names its product phosphoinositide-3-kinase interacting protein 1 (gene PIK3IP1). Lineage: Eukaryota; Metazoa; Chordata; Lepidosauria; Squamata; Eublepharidae. The transcript has 5 exons. Bases 1 to 825 code for a protein of 274 amino acids. The record is from RefSeq and is a predicted model, not a curated record.
AUGUUCUUCAAAAGGUUGGCGAGACAAGAUUUUCCUUUGCAGAAGCCAUUCUGUCUCUCUUCAGUCAAGCGUGUUCUGACGGCUCGUGACCGCAGAAGCUCCCUUCUGCAGGAAGCAGCUCGCCUUCCCCGCUUAGGACCCAGCAGGCGCUGGCGAAGACGUCUUGGCUCAGCCGCAGCAGAUCCGGGCUGGGAAGGUGGAGCUGCAGUUCUUAAAAAAGACCAGCCUUGUUUACUGCAAGUGAGCGACCGAGCGAGCAGCCGGGGCUGCGGCGCUGCGCUGGCCAUGGAGCCCGGCCGGGCCCAGGCGCUGCUCUUGAGCUGUUGGGCGCUGCUCGCCUUGGCCUCCGCCGCCGAAGAUGUAUCUACUGUAUUGCCUGCUGUUACUGCCAAAACUGCGGAUCCUGCAGAUGACCAUGUUUUUGAAUCUGCUAACAUCUUGCCAUCCCGGAGUGAGGCAGCUGCUGUUCAGCCGGUUGUUGGGAUCAGCCAGCGGGUAAAGAUGAGAACAAAUGAAAAAAAGGAUUUGGGCACCCUAGGCUACGUGUUGGGGCUUAUCAUGAUGGUGAUCAUCAUUGCCAUUGGAGCAGGGAUUAUUGUGGGCUACAUCUACAAAAGGGGGAAAGAUCUCAAGGAGCAGCACGAGCAGAAAGCUUAUGAGCGUGAAAUGCAGAGGAUCACGUUGCCGCUCUCAGCUUUCACCAACCAAGCCUGUGAGCUAGUGGAUGAGAACACAGUUGUGGUGCACACCACUCAGACGCCUGUGGAGGAAAUGCAAAAUGGCGAUGCACCCCUGAUGGGCCAGGCAGGCACUCCUGGAGCCUGAGGAAAGAGCGCUAGGAGAUAACCCUGCUUUGACCACCAAACGCCCCUCUCCUCUCAUCCUUGAUAAUGGGAGUUCAUUUUUUGUUUUUGGUAAGGGAGGGAUAAGAUGCCCAAACAGACAAGAUUUGUGAAGGGUGUCAGAACUGGCUCGUGCCAGUUGGUACGCAGCAGACCCCUGAACUGUUGAAAGACUGGCGGAGCUGUGGCCUGUGGCAGCUCUGCCCUCCUGUGUCUUUCUAGAGUGCUACAAGAGCAGUAGCGCUAUAGUUCCUGCUGUGGAGUACAGUGACUGCUACCGAAGAGGCCACUGCCCUCCCCCUUGUUCUCCUUUCAUUGUGGAUGGUGUUCACAAUUCUUGGUACCUAUAAGCUCUUUUAACCGGGGGGCAGAGGCUUUGAGCAGUUUUUUUCCUUUUAAAAAAUGGUGUUUGAUGAAUGUAGAUUUUAUUUUUUUUAUUUUAUGUGCACAGUGAUGGCUGCCAAAGCAGCAGCAGCACCACAAUCCUGGCACAUGUCUCUGUUUAUUGGUUAAGGACUUUAUUUGGCAGUGAAAAGCCUAAUUUUUAAAAACCCAGGUUGUAAUGUGGAAAGCUUCCCAUAUACUGAAGAUUCGGCUGUAGGGGAAGAUGGCUUUCUUGGCACUGGGCCAGGGGAGGAAAACUCGCAACAAAGAUUUGCCACUGCCCAGAAAGCUGUUAAAAACAAUCCAAGUCUUCCACAGUCCAAUUCUUAAGAAGUAUGCCCCUUUUAUGUUCAUUCCUACAACUUCCUAGGACUCUACUAUAGUCUCUGUGAUCAGGCUGCAGCCUAAAGACAGGGAAAUACUCCUCCUCCUGAACUCAGCCAGUUAGGUUUAGUAGGAAUUGAUAACUUCAACCCCACAGGGAUUAUUUCUACACUCCUUUCCCCAAAGGGGGGACAAAAAGUGUUCAGGCUACCGCUAGAAUUAAACCCAACCAAAAAGACUUAGUGCCAGAUAAUGGCUGAGGGAUGCCUUGCUGCUUCAUGACUCUGCUCCCUCAGGUUGGAAUGAGUGGUUCGGGGCCUAUUCAUUUAGCAGCUGUAUUAGUAGAGUUGAAGCACUUAUGCGUUGACUUUUGGGCCAGAGGUGGAUGGAGACGAGAAGGCAAGAAGAUAAAACAUGUUGUGCUGUCCUUUGUAUAGGUGGGCAUAGCAGCAAAGGGCUGAUUCCAUUCAUGCAGAUCUUUUACCCUUUCUCCACUUAAGGGCCUCCAGCUGCCAAGAGCAAAGGUUUCUUGCAAAUUAUGUCCACGAGCAAGAACAAGAGAAACAUUUUUAAAUUUUUUAAAUGCCUUUGAAUACCAUUUCUUUGUAAGCAUCUUAAAAUACCUCAUGAUUAUGAAAUAAAACUAUUCAGGUUAUAAUUAA